Messenger RNA from Hibiscus syriacus, 881 nucleotides. RefSeq names its product glutathione S-transferase L3-like. The transcript has 9 exons. The record is from RefSeq and is a predicted model, not a curated record. Gene Ontology annotation, molecular function: glutathione transferase activity. Gene Ontology annotation, cellular component: cytoplasm. The coding region runs from base 50 to 754 and encodes 234 amino acids. NCBI's taxonomy places the organism in Eukaryota, Viridiplantae, Streptophyta, Magnoliopsida, Malvales, Malvaceae.
AGCAAAUUAAACUUAAGGCAAACUUUUGAAGCUGAAUUCAUCGACGACAAUGGCUACUGAGUAUUUGCCUCCUCUAUUGGAUGCUACUGCACAGGAACCCUCUCUGUUUGAUGGAACUACCAGGUUGUAUAUGACUUACACUUGCCCCUUUGCACAGCGUGUGUGGAUCACUAGGAAUUCCAAGGGUUUGCAAGACAAAAUUAAGUUGGUCCCUUUGAACCUUCAAAAUAGACCUGCUUGGUACAAGGAAAAAGUUUACCCUGAAAACAAGGUGCCGGCCUUGGAACAUAACGGGGAAGUCAUGGGGGACAGUCUUGAUUUGAUUAAAUAUGUUGAUAGCAACUUUGAAGGGCCAUCUCUUCUACCUAAUGAUCCUGACAAGAAAAAGUUGUUUGAAGAGUUGUUAUCACUCACGGACAAAUUUGCAGGGAUGGUAUUUACUACAAUUAAAGGAGACUCAACAACUGAAGCUGGUUAUGCUUUUGAUCUCUUGGAAAACGCUCUUACAAAAUGCGAUGGCCCAUUCCUCCUCGGUGACGAGUUUUCUCUGGCGGACAUCGCCUUCAUUCCUUUUGUUGAAAGAUUCCAUAUGUACUUGUCGGAGGUGUUUAGGUACGACAUCACAGAAGGCAGGCCUAAACUGACCGCAUGGAUUGAGGCGGUGAACAAGAUCGAUGCCUAUGCACAGACGAAGAAAACCAAUCCAAAAGAAUUAGUGGAACUGUAUAAGAAGAUAUUCUCAGCCCAAAAGUGAUGAAAUUGCCAAGAUCAUAUGAACAUAUAUUAAUGUGCGCUUGUGUGUGUGCAUGAAAAUAACAUGUGCUUGGACUACUUAUUUGUUCUCAGUUGAGAACCUAUGUUGUACGAGUAUUUACCACUAU